AUGACAUUUAUUGUUAAGCUUAUAUCACAAAUGGUCACCACAGUUUUGAUCGAGUUGUUUUCCGAUUACGUUGUAAACGUGGGUGUUAUUCGCUCACCUCAAGCAAAGCUGAAUUUGAACAAGGCAACGGAAGAUGCUUUUAAUGCCAGUGACGCUAUCAACGGUAGAAGGGACUUUGCAGCGAUGAAGAACAAGUGGAUUCGCCUCUGUGACACGUUCAGAACCAGACGAGACGAUGCUAAUUCUACUGGUAGUGCACCUCUUCAACACUGGGAUGGAGACUUUGUUGUCGGUAAAGUGUAGAAAUGUCUGAUUCCAUAAUCAUAUUUAUAUCAUCAUCAAGUCCAAAUAAAAUUUAUUGCGAUUCAGCAACUACUGUAACAAUUUGAGAUAGGUUCAUUUUGUUUUCUCUAGAAAUAAAAAGUAUAUCGAAACAAUAGAGUCCUUGAAAAAUAAUAACAGAUAGGUUAGCAUUUUGAGUGAACUUUAUAUUUUAAUCGUUCAAAAAGGGUCAUUAAAAAGCAACGUCAUGGAUUUUGGAAAAAGCUUUCUUUUGGAAGUCUGAAGUAACCUUUCACAAAAAAAAAAAAAAAAAAAAAAAAUAAUAAUAAUAAAGUCCUUAAUCGGGAUCUUUAAAAAAAUAAUUUUGUUGCUCGUGAGGGCC
Molecule: messenger RNA, 664 nt
Organism: Mucor mucedo
Lineage: Eukaryota; Fungi; Mucoromycota; Mucoromycetes; Mucorales; Mucoraceae
Exons: 3
Coding region: 1-303 (100 amino acids)
Source: RefSeq, a predicted model, not a curated record